Messenger RNA from Selaginella moellendorffii, 999 nucleotides. RefSeq names its product lysine histidine transporter 2. The transcript has 4 exons. Gene Ontology annotation, cellular component: plasma membrane. NCBI's taxonomy places the organism in Eukaryota, Viridiplantae, Streptophyta, Lycopodiopsida, Selaginellales, Selaginellaceae. The coding region runs from base 1 to 897 and encodes 298 amino acids. The record is from RefSeq and is a predicted model, not a curated record.
AUGAGGGCCUCUCUAUCAGCCCGUGAUCAACAGGUGGGUGGUACAGAAUCUCAUGAGCGCGAAGAUCGCAUGAGUAACGCUGCAAGCUACUCCGUCUUUCGGAAUUGUCAACGGCGUAUACUGCGACCGGAACACAGUGGUGGUACUCAACCGUUCACAUCGCGACGGCUAUGGCUUGGGUUCAUAGUUGGUUUGCAGCAGAUCGUAGUCCAGGUGGCUGCCAACAUUGCUUACUUGGUAACUGGCGGCCAGGCGCUCAAGAGGUUCGGGGAUCUUGUUCUGAGUCGCGAGAUUCAGUACGGGAAGUUUGAGCUUGCUGUGGCAUGGAUAUCCGCGUUUGCUGGAGUUCAGGCGGUACUGUCGUUGUUUGCCAGUUUGUCGUCCAUGACAAUCGUCUCUCUGGUGGCCGCCAUCAUGUCUUUCAGCUACUCGACUAUAAUUUGGGCAAUAGCUAUACGGCUUAAGAGUUCGCAAGUAUCGUAUGGCUACUGCAACUGGAGAUACUACAGAGCCUCUAAUGCACUCGGAGAGAUUGCGUUUGCCUACGGAGGCCACAACGUUGCUCUCGAGAUCCAAGCGACGAUGAGAUCGACGAGGCACAAGCCGUCCAAGCUACCAAUGUGGAAUGGAGUUUUGGUGGCCUAUGUCAUGGUUGCCGUUUGCUAUUUCCCAGUCGCUGGAGUUGGCUACUGGGCUCUCGGCAACUUGACUUGCUACGAAAACGUUCUGGACGUCCUAGACAAACCAAAGUGGCUGAUAGGAACAGCCAACUUGAUGCUUAUGCUGCAUCUCACAGGGAGUUACCAGGUUUUUGCUUUGCCGAUUUAUGAUGCUCUCACUUGCUGGCUGGAGCAAAAGAAACUGCCAAAAGAAAGGGAGCGUUGUUCUUCUUGGUGAAUUUCCACAAGCUUGAGCUGCCAGGAUUUACGUGUUGGUUGCGGUGAUCAUACCUUCGUUUGGAGGGCAUCUGGGAUUAUUCGGUGGGCUCGCUCUUGGACC